Molecule: messenger RNA, 1721 nt
Organism: Herpailurus yagouaroundi (jaguarundi)
Lineage: Eukaryota; Metazoa; Chordata; Mammalia; Carnivora; Felidae
Gene: KCNIP1
Product: potassium voltage-gated channel interacting protein 1
Exons: 9
Coding region: 219-902 (227 amino acids)
Biological process (GO): regulation of potassium ion transmembrane transport
Cellular component (GO): voltage-gated potassium channel complex
Molecular function (GO): transmembrane transporter binding; potassium channel regulator activity; calcium ion binding
Source: RefSeq, a predicted model, not a curated record
GUGCAUGUGCGGGGCUGAAGAAGGAAAGAAAAGGCUCCCAGCGCCCCAGCCCCACGCUCGCUGAAUACCAAGCUGCAGGCGAGCUGCCGGGUGCUUUUUUUUUUUUUUUUUUUUUUUUUCCUCCUCCAAUUCAGAGUAGAGGAGCCACACUGAUUUCUUUGCAGGGGAGGGGAGGGGCCGGGCAAGGGGUCCCAAGUCGCACACAAGUCUUCGCUGCCAUGGGGGCCGUCAUGGGCACCUUCUCGUCUCUGCAAACCAAACAAAGGCGACCUUCUAAAGACAUCGCCUGGUGGUAUUACCAGUAUCAGAGAGAUAAGAUUGAAGAUGAGCUGGAGAUGACCAUGGUUUGCCAUCGGCCUGAGGGACUGGAGCAGCUGGAGGCCCAGACCAAUUUCACCAAGAGGGAGCUGCAAGUUCUUUAUCGAGGCUUCAAAAAUGAGUGUCCCAGCGGUGUGGUCAAUGAAGAAACAUUCAAGCAGAUCUACGCUCAGUUUUUCCCUCAUGGAGAUGCCAGCAUGUAUGCCCAUUACCUCUUCCACGCCUUCGACACCACCCAGACAGGCUCCGUGAAGUUCGAGGACUUUGUAACUGCUCUGUCGAUUUUACUGAGAGGAACCGUCCAUGAGAAGCUAAGGUGGACAUUUAAUUUGUAUGACAUCAAUAAAGAUGGAUACAUAAACAAAGAGGAGAUGAUGGACAUUGUCAAAGCCAUCUACGACAUGAUGGGGAAAUACACAUAUCCCGUGCUCAGAGAAGACACUCCAAGGCAGCACGUGGAUGUCUUCUUCCAAAAAAUGGACAAAAAUAAAGAUGGCAUCGUGACUUUAGACGAAUUUCUUGAAUCCUGUCAGGAGGAUGACAACAUCAUGAGGUCCCUCCAGCUAUUCCAAAAUGUCAUGUAACUGUGAACCCAGCCAUCUGGCUCUCAGAGACGUUGUACUGAACAACCACUUCUUAACACCUUGCUCUGCCCUCGUUCUGAUUUUACACACCGACUCUUGGGACAGAAACACCUUUUGCAUUUUGAAAGAAUUCUCCACUGGAGACUUUCUACGGAACCCAGCAUCAUAUGGCUCAGUCUCUGAUGGCCAGCUCUUCCUUCUCCGUCUUCUUGAGAGAGACAAGAUGAAAUUGGGUUUGUUUUGGAAGCAUGCUCAUUUCUUCACACUGCUGCCCUAUGGAAGGUCCCUCUGCUUGAGCUUACAGUAGUGCACACUUUUUUUGCUUGCGUGCCCCAGCCCACUGCCUCCAGCAGACCUUGAUGCGUCUGGAAGCAAGAUGACCUGAGCCAAAUGCACACCAUCCUCUGAUGGCCUCCCAAACCAACGUGCCUGUUUCCCUUCUUUUGGUGGGAAGAAUGAGCAUUACACAGAACAGUAUGAAUCCGUAUAUGACUAGAUUGGGAGAGCCAGCACCUAACAUAUGUAGGCUAGAACUGAAUUCUUAAGCAUGGCAUUGUCUGGUGACACAAAUUGCCCACAUCCUUUGUUUCCAGAGGAAAGAACCAAUAAUUCUCUCUCACAUUGGCAUCUGUGCUGGUAAUGCAAGUCCCUUAAUGUUCCCAGGAAGAGAGCCAAUGCCCGGUGGUCCAUGCCCUCACUCCAUCUCCUGCUAGAGCCCAGCACUGCAUGCCCCUCCCAGAAAGCCCAGAAUGCCUGAAAAUUGCUGUAAUUUUAUACCAUGUUCUAAUCAAUAAACAGAACUAUUUCUUACACUCUUAA